AUGGUUGUCUUGGAGUUGUUGAAGUACCGCGUUCCUGCAGUGAUCAUUUUGCUGACCCUCUUGAUCCAAUGGAAUCAGCAGAUCCCACAUGGAAUUGACCGGGAUUUUAUGGAGGUUUUCAGCGGCCACGGCGAGAUCAGUCGUGCUAUGAGAGAUGUUGGGAUGGCUGGCACCUCGAUUGACAUAUGUCUGGAUGCAAAAGCCUUUGACCUCACCGGUCCUUCUGCUUUCGGGCUCGUAUUGAACGAAGUGAUGAGAUGCAAACCUGGGAGCACAGUCGUUCUUGCCCCCGAUUGCCGCAGCCUAUCCAAAAUGUGUCGGCACACAAGCGGUCGAUCCUAUCUUACUCCAAUGGGAAAUCGCGGAUAUGUCUUCGUCCGGGUUGGCAAUACACUAUCAGGUCGAACUGUGAUAGUGGCCCUACUUGCUGCAUGGUGUGGUCUUCGAUUCAUCAUCGAGCAACCUGACGGCUCCUUCCUCGAGCACCUGCCACACUAUCAAUGGCUCUUUUCAGUGCUGAAGGUCUACGCUGGCACCAUGUACAUGGGAGUCUUUGGCUCUGGAAGUCCUAAACGGCAUCGUCUAUUUUCCAACUGCAAGUACUACUUGGACACGAUCUGUGACCGAGCAGGAUAUAUGUCACGGGCUGAACAAUCUCUUUGCUCAAACAAGUUGGUCAAGAAGUACAUAGACAAAUCUGGAAAAGUGCGAUGUAGUGGCACUAAGCCAGCAUUGAAGGAGAGCGCGCAUUACCCGGCAGCUUUUGGAGAUUUCUUGGCAUCCAUUGCUCUGGAGUUGCGAGGUGUUACUUGGCUGAAUUUAUCCCUGGAAACAUCAUGA
Cladocopium goreaui is the source of this 840-nucleotide messenger RNA. NCBI's taxonomy places the organism in Eukaryota, Dinophyceae, Suessiales, Symbiodiniaceae. The record is from the annotation of a GenBank genome assembly.